AUGGGCUCUGUCGACAGCACGGCGACCCCGCUGGGCGGCGUCCAGCUCGUCGAUCGUUUUAUUGACGAGCCGCGUUCUCUGCGCGUGGCCGUUGUGGGCGGUGGCCUCUCGGGCAUCACCGCGGGCAUUCUCCUGCCGGCCAAGGUGCCCGGCAUCCAGCUCACCAUUUUCGAAAAGAACAACGAGCUGUCUGGGACGUGGCUGACCAACCGCUACCCCGGCGUGCGCUGCGACAUCCCCUCGCACGCUUACCAGUCGACGUUUGCGCCGAACCCGCAGUGGACAGAUGCGUUUUCGUUUGGCGGCGAGAUCCGGGACUACUGGCAGGGUGUCGCCAGACAGCACGGGGUGUAUGACCACGUGCAGCUCGGACGACGUGUCGACGCGGCCGAGUGGUCGCAGGAAGCCGGCGAGUGGACGGUCACUGUCAGCGAUGUGGCCACCGGGGCCACGUACGUCCACACCUUUGACAUUCUCAUCACCGCCGUCGGCAUCUUCGACAACUGGGCGCUGCCCGACUACCCCGGCCUCGCCGACUUCCAGGGCCACCUGCGGCACGCACAGAACUGGGAUGCGUCGUUUGAUCCCGCGGGAAAACGAGUGGCCGUGAUUGGCAACGGCGCCAGCGGGAUCCAGCUGACGACGAACCUGCAAAAGACGGUGGCACGGCUCGACCACUACGUGCGCCACCGGACAUGGAUUGCGUCGUCGUUUGCAGCGAAUGGAGACAAGAAUGACGAGGCGACGGUCACGACGCAAGAGGACGGACAAGGCGCGCCCCGCGAGCCCGGCGACCUGGGGAGCGACAUCUUCCACCACGAGCGCAAGGCCACCCCGCAACCGUACACGGAGAAGCAGCGCGCCGCGCGCGCCGCCGACCCAGAGGCCUACCUGGCGUUCCGCAAGGCGCUGGAGAUCAAGUACUGGCACCGCUUUGGCACCGUCUUCAAGCACGCGCCGGCCAACGACACGCUUCGGGAACAGUUCACGGCCAGCAUGCGGGAGCGCGUGCAGAAGAAGCCGGCACUCCUCCACGACCUCAUCCCCGACUUCUCGCCCAACUGCCGGCGCCUGACCCCCGGGCCGGGCUACCUCGAGGCCCUGGCCGAAGACAACGUCGACUACGUGCGGACGCCGAUCCGGCGGUUCACGGCCACGGGCAUCGAGACGGAGGACGGCGUCGUGCGCGAGGUCGACGCCAUCAUCUGCGCCACGGGGGCCGACGCGUCCAAGUCGGGGCCGGGGCCGGCGCCGCCGUUUCCCAUCACCGUGGCCGGGUCCACCAAAUCGCUGGGCGACGUAUGGACCGCCCACGGGCACCCGCACACGUACCUCGGCACGGCCACGCCCGGGUUUCCCAACCUGUUCUUCGUGCUGGGCCCCCACGCCUCGGGUCCCUCGGGCACGGUCCCCUACUCGGUCGAGACGCAUGUGGCCCACCUCGCCCGGGUCCUGCGCAAGGUCGCGUCCGAGGGCAUCCGCUCCAUAGUGCCCUCGCGCCAGGCCGCCCUCGACUUUGAAGCCUGGGCCACGGCGUUUUUCCAGACGACCGUCUUCUCCGAGCCCUGCCGCUCGUGGUACAACGCCGGCACGCCGGGCGGCUACAUCAGCGGGCUGUGGCCGGGCAGCAUGGCGCAUUUGGCGACGAUCCGGCGGGCGCCGCGGUGGGAGGACUACGAGUACACGUACCUGGGACCAGCGGACGAGACCGGCAGCGUGAACCGAUUUGCCUGGUACUUUGGCAACGGGUGGACCAGGAAGGAGACGGAUCCUGCGGCGGAUCUGGUGUCGUAUCUACACAUUCCGGGGACGGUGCCGUUGAAGGACCUACACGAUGUGGAGUAG
Messenger RNA from Sporothrix brasiliensis 5110, 1845 nucleotides. RefSeq lists its product as uncharacterized. The record is from RefSeq and is a predicted model, not a curated record. NCBI's taxonomy places the organism in Eukaryota, Fungi, Ascomycota, Sordariomycetes, Ophiostomatales, Ophiostomataceae. Gene Ontology annotation, molecular function: N,N-dimethylaniline monooxygenase activity; flavin adenine dinucleotide binding; NADP binding. The coding region runs from base 1 to 1845 and encodes 614 amino acids. The transcript has a single exon.